CUGGCCGCUGGCAAACGAAUGGAACCACGAAGCCAGAUUCGAGGAUUGUUGCAACACGUCAAACCCUCUUCUUCAACGAAAUCACCCGGCUACUUCUACCUGUAAUCUGGACGUCGUAUACAUAUACAUACAACCAUCCAACUAUACUUCCCUCUCAUCUUCUCUCCACGUCUAAGCUCGCGUGAACGACUACUGAUCACCCCACCGUCAACAUUACACUGUGGCCUACUGUUUUUCGCGAACAGAAAAACCCGAUACCCUUCCCCAAAUCACGACCUGUUACCUACAGACGCCUAGGCAAGCAUUCCCAAGGGCUCGCCUUGUCUGUCCGACACCUCCGGCGCUACCUCGACACCUGCUACAUCUACGUUUUGGUCUUCAGUUCUACGAUAUGUCGAAUCGAAAUCGUCGCAUUGCAAAGGAAAUUGCCGACAUUCAAAACGACAGACAUUCACAAAUAGAAGCCGGACCUGCUGGCAAUGGGGACGAUAUGACCCAUCUGACUGGGUCGUUUCCUGGGCCGCCAGAUACUCCUUACGAAGGUGGCACAUAUGUAGUCGAUAUCAAGAUACCGACUGACUAUCCGUUUCGCCCACCACUCAUGCGGUUCACAACUAAGAUUUGGCAUCCUAAUGUCAGCAGCCAAACGGGUGCAAUCUGCCUCGAUACUCUCUCCUCCCAGUGGUCUCCAGUCCUCACAGUCAAGUCCGCCCUCAUAUCACUACAGUCAUUACUCAGUACACCAGAGCCAAAAGACCCCCAAGACGCCGAGGUCGCCGCGAUGCUUAUCAGACAGCCAGAAGAGUUCAAACAUAAGGCAAUGGAAUGGGCUGUGAAGUACGCAGGUGCAUCUCGCAAAGAGCAAGGUGAAGGCAGCGGUGGUGCCACGGCUGAAUCUAUCAGGCGCAAAGCAGCACAGGCGAAAGAAAAUGAGGAGAAGGCGAGGCUGGAAGCAUAUCAUGGGUACAACAAGCAACUGAUCGACCGAUUUGUGGACAUGGGUUUCGACGUACCUGCAGUGGUGUCUGCUUUUGAAUAUUUAGAGAUCGACAAGAACAAUGGGGAAGAUUAUGAGCUGGAAGAGGCGUACAUGGGCGAUAUCACUGCACGACUAUUUGGCGAAGCAUGAGAUUUCAGCGAACGGAGUAUCAUCUUUGCUUAGCGCUGUUAGGUCACAUUCCAAAGGAUCAUAACUUUUUUACUCUGAUUAUGGGGGCAAAGUCCUCAGGUGGAUAUGGCGUUUUUGGGGUGUGGCAAAUAGCAUACCAGCUGCCAAAUUGUUCACAUCUGACGACCUGGCACUUCUCAAGCCGUAUUGAUAUCAAGCAUUGGAUCUUACCUAGGUAUGUAGCUUAGACUUAGCCGCACGAACAAAGCUUGGCUACAUUAGUACCAUAUACAUCGUAUAAUACAUCGUAUAGGAUAGAAUAGUCUGAAUAUACCCCUUAUCACAGCC
Molecule: messenger RNA, 1456 nt
Organism: Pseudovirgaria hyperparasitica
Lineage: Eukaryota; Fungi; Ascomycota; Dothideomycetes; Acrospermales; Acrospermaceae
Exons: 4
Coding region: 392-1129 (245 amino acids)
Molecular function (GO): protein binding
Source: RefSeq, a predicted model, not a curated record